UCGUGCUGCAUGUGUUCGAAUGAAAACGCAGGGCGGGUCGGAAAACCUGACCCUGCCCCUGCCGCCUAGAUCCAAACAACCACCUGAUUUUAGCGGCUAAUUUGAAAUUCUUAUCUUUGCUAAACCCGCCAAAAAACAAAACCUGCGAACCACAGUGGCAAAUCAACACUAUUCCCCCUCAGCUGUCUCCCCACGCACAGGUUUAUGCAGGGGAUAGUUCUGGUGGAUUUGGGGACGAAGAUUUAGUUGGUUUUCUUUCAGUUGAAAGAUGUAUGGGAGAAAGGCAUUCCAGCUGGUGAAAGAACUUGCAAGUGGCGAAAAGGGGCAGCUCACACCUUACAAUAGCGACUUGUUUGAUCAAGUGACUGCAGAAUGUAGUCAACAUCACCUUGAGCUUCAGUCUUUGAUAAGAAAGAUCCAAGAAGAAGGUCUGGAUGUCCAAACAACUAGAAAUUCAGAACACUAUGGAUCACUCAUCCACCACCUUUCUUUAGUUCGCAAUAAGCGCUGUUUAAUGGCAUAUGUGUACAACAGAGCAGAAAUUAUAAGAAGUUUGAUAUGGAAGGUAGGUCCUGUGCUUCCUCAAGAAAUUCAAGAGAGGCUAAGUCACACAGAGGAAGAGUAUUUUAAGAGGCAUUCUGCAGCUUUGCAAUCAUAUAUGUCAAGACUUGACCUUGAUUUGACUGUGGAUAUGGUGCCACCCAAAGAUCCUUACAUCCAGGUGAGAGUCCUUGACGAUAUCGGUGUGGUACUCAGUGACGAUAAGACAACCAAUUUUGCUCGCCACUCUAUGCACUUCCUUAAACGAACUGAUGCUGAGCAAUUCAUCUCACGGGGUUUAAUGGAGGAACUCACAGACUGACUCAGCAACCUUAUUUAUUAUAUUUCGCAAAAACUGUAGAGAAGAGACUCCAUAUUGCAAAAUUUCGAAGUGUGUUUUUUUAUGAGGGUGUUGUUUAAAAUCACGUCGCUGGUUUUUGGGCCCCCUGCUUUCUCGAUAAUUGGUACGAGGCCUUGCAUUGCUUCUAAUAGCUACUCUUAUAACUGCUGCCCAAUACCUUGUGGAUUAGAUCUUUAAACGUCUGUGGCCUUGGUGAAAGUAAGAAACUCUGGUCUGCCUCGGCGAAAGGGUUUAGAUUGCAAACCCUCUCAAAGUUCAAGCAGGUCUGCCUGUAGUAAUUCUAUCAUGGAUACACCCGAAUCGGAAGUAAGAAACAGUACUUCCUAAGCUAAAUUGAACCUUCUCCAUUUUCGAUUUGGCACAGGUUGUUCGAGUUAUAAAA
Messenger RNA from Juglans regia (Persian walnut), 1283 nucleotides. Its product is annotated as DNA replication complex GINS protein PSF1-like. Lineage: Eukaryota; Viridiplantae; Streptophyta; Magnoliopsida; Fagales; Juglandaceae. Gene Ontology annotation, biological process: DNA replication; DNA strand elongation involved in mitotic DNA replication. The transcript is spliced from 7 exons. Gene Ontology annotation, cellular component: GINS complex. The record is from RefSeq and is a predicted model, not a curated record. Bases 269 to 862 code for a protein of 197 amino acids.